Molecule: messenger RNA, 693 nt
Organism: Aspergillus campestris IBT 28561
Lineage: Eukaryota; Fungi; Ascomycota; Eurotiomycetes; Eurotiales; Aspergillaceae
Product: M24 family metallopeptidase
Exons: 1
Coding region: 1-693 (230 amino acids)
Source: RefSeq, a predicted model, not a curated record
AUGUCCACCCAAACAGAAACCACCCGCGCCACCUCCCUCCGCACCGCCGAAUCCCAAGCCAUAACCUUCUUCACCUCCAUCCAAGACCUCAUCCGCCCCGGCAUAACCGAAACCGCCCUCAGCAAAGAGAUCCACGCCCUCGGCGCCUCAAAACACAACGUUCGCACGCACUGGCACAAGCGCCUCAUCCGCAGUGGACCCAACACCCUCCGCCCCUUCGCAGACAACCCACCCGACCGCACGCUCCAACCCAACGACAUCCUAGUCAUCGACCUCGGCCCCGUCUUCGCCGACUGGGAAGCUGACUUUGGCCGCACGUACGUGCUGGGCGAUGACCCUGCCAAGAUUAGGCUGCGCGACUCGCUUAUGCCCGUCUGGAUGACUGUUCGAGACCGGUAUAGGCAGCGAGAGGACGAUAUCACGGGUGCGGACCUGUAUGCCAUUGCGAGGGAGGAGGUCGAGAAGGUCGGGUAUACCUUUGGAUCGCAUAUUGCCGGCCAUGUAGUGGGUGAUUUUCCGCAUGAGCGGAUCCCAGAUGAUAAGAUUAGUUUGUAUAUUACGGAGGGGAAUCAUGAGCCGUUGAAUUCGGUGGGGAAGGAUGGGAUGCGCAGGCAUUGGAUUUUGGAGAUCCAUGCGCAUGAUCUGGAGGGGGGUUUUGGGGGGUUUGUUGAGCAGCUGCUGACGGUUGAUUGA